Symsagittifera roscoffensis is the source of this 6575-nucleotide messenger RNA. RefSeq lists its product as uncharacterized. The record is from RefSeq and is a predicted model, not a curated record. Gene Ontology annotation, molecular function: actin filament binding. Lineage: Eukaryota; Metazoa; Xenacoelomorpha; Acoela; Convolutidae. Gene Ontology annotation, cellular component: actin cytoskeleton.
GUUUAGCAGAACAUUCAACAUAUCUUUUUUUAUAAAUGGUAUAUUUUAUGAAAAUGGUAUUCAAUUAAUAUAGGACUUACACUUCAACCGUUUUCGUUGAACAUAAGUGAGUACACAUACUAUCUGAUACAACAAAAAAUCUGAGCUUCGCUUCUUGUAUCAAAAACAUUUUUCCUGGAAAAAUCCAAUAAAGAAUUUGUUUGCGGUUUUUAUGAAAUGGCGUUGCAAGAACAAAAGAACAACAAAUGGAAAAUAUGUGCAAAACUGAACCGCCCACCUGAACUAUAAUUUGAUCAAAUCCUCGACGCCAUUCAAAGUUUUUGGAGCCCUAAAAUAGAAAAACGCUAUUUAAUAUCUCAUAUUGUGCAUUAAACUGUUGUGUGCUUUAUCUUGUUUUACCUGCCCACAAUAAUUGUUCUUACUUUGUUUUCUCUGUUCUCAGCUGGAGUUCCGUUCCCCGCCGCGAAUUGACUUUAAGUCUUACUAACAUAACGGAAGUGUUUCGUUUCCUUGCCUUUACAAAAGCCAGUUGGAGCGAGAUCUUUACCCUAGCCUUAUCAACUUUUAUUCCAUUCAUUUUCGCUUCAUUUUGUCACUCAAAGCUAGCAAAAAAGUACAUUUUUUCAAUUAACUUCAAGUGCUGCAGCCUCAGAUAAAAAUUUGAAGGGAGUAAUUCAAAUUAGAUUAGAUAUGGCUCGAAUUUUUGAAAUUAUUUGGCUUCAUCGCACUUUUUUCAAGUCGGUUCCGCGAGUAGUUAUAACAAAAUCCCACGUUUGAAACUGUAUGUGGGCCUCAUGCUGAUGGAAGCCCCCGUCUGUGAACCAUUAGCGUAAUUGGCUUGGGAUUUUGUUCAUUAGUUCUAUUUUUCUGCUUCCGCCAUCUUUUGUCAUUUUGUACCACCCCAACUGCUGCAUGCGAAGGAGCAGACAAUACAAUUAAAGCAGGCUGUGAAAAAUGAAGAUAUUGACUGGAACAAUUUUGGACUAAUUUCUGAGAAGCAGCCCGAGGUCAAAAAACAAAAGCAAAGCGAGACGAAGAAACCGGUUGAUCAACAAACCAAAAGCCGUUUGAGACCCACAAGUUCAAACAUGAACAACCAAAACCCAAAAGCAGGAGCAGUUUCGCCCGAGAGAGAAAUGGCGAACAGAUCUUACCAGCAAUACCACAUGGCCAACAACAGCCCAGCUGAAAAUCCUGUCAGGAAAAAGUCUAAUCCUGAUCCAACACCCCCACCUCUCUUGCCCAGAUCACCCUCCCCGGGCUCAUUGGGUAGAGGGGGGAGGAGAGGUGACGCAGAUGGAGGAGUUGUUGCCCACCUCUCUCAGCAGGAAGUGGGAGGGUCAUCCAGGGGGGCGAGGAGGGGUGGGCAGUCUCCCAAUCGGCUGUCCCCCAAUUCGAUCAAGAGGACAGGGAGUGGGUCUCAGAGUGACUACACGAAGAAAGGCUGGCUCCUCCUCUGGCACGCCGGGUCCAAAGAGUGGACUAAACACUGGUUUGUGUUGCGUGGAUUCCAUCUCAACUACUACCACAGCAUCGAGGCAGAGGAGGAAGAGAAGAUGGACGGGUCGGUGAAUGUGGCGACAUGCAAGAACGUGAAGGAGUACCAGAUAGAGAAGAAUUCUGGCUUCCGAAUUUACACUCACGAAGGGGCCGUCCAGCUGGCUGCUCUCACCGACAACAUCCGACUAGGCUGGAUCCAGGCAUUCCAGGAUUUGAUUCUAAAACGAGAGGAGCACGAAACUUCUGCGACGACUAUGCGGAGGCAUCGAGGACCCGUAAAGCACUCGGCGGUUCCCGGAGGCCAUGUGGUGGCCACGAGUCGUUCUGUACCUCCGAGUGCGUUCGGAAAUACUCCGAGGGGAGAAGAAACACAAGGAGAGCUGAAUCGAUCGCCGUCUCCUACUCGAAGUCCGAAAGCACGAAGGGGUGCUGUCAACGAGUCGACAGUGGCGACGAACAACGACGAAAUUCAACCGAGGCCUCGGGUGUCGUCGGGAUCCGUUGGCAGUUCAGUGUCCCAUUCAGAUCGACAGCAGCCUCCCACGCCUUCGCCGCUGUUCACGAAGUCUCGAGGUGGACACCCGAACUCAAAGCGUACUUUUGGUCUUGUUGCCGAUUCAGACAUCGAUUAUUCCGGAUGUAAGAACCAAGAACCACACAACAAAAAAGAGGUUCCGCUGGCACAACUGGACACAACUUCCACUUCCUUCCACAUGUCAAGUGGCACGGAAGACCACAGCCAGUGUGGAGUCCAGGCUGAGACAAACACUAGUGGUGGAACCAGUAUAGGCGGAACCUUCCCUUCCUCCUCCCCCGCCCCAGCUGGGGCAAGGGGAGAACAUAUUAAACUCGGCAUAUCGGCCACUUUGGGACGGGAACCCGCCAGCUCAGCCACGGUGGAGGUGAGUGCUAAGCGACCAAUUCGAAUAUCCCCGCGCGAAGAAGAAGUUCUGCGACUCAGAGGUGAAGUGAAGAAACUGACAGCCAACAAUAAAGACAUGGACUGCCAAAUAGACUUCCUGAAGAGGAAACUGAGCGUGAAAAGAGAAAGUUGCGCGACUCAAACCUGCCUCGCUGAGGAGACACAAGGUUGCUCUGGUGAGGAUGUUGCCAGUUCAAACCCGACUGGCGAUUGGAACCUACUCGAAGAAGUGGCUCAACUUCGCAACUGCAGAGACUGUCUGCUGAAGAAAGUGGAGGUGUUGUCAGUGGCCAGAACCGAACAGUUGUCUGAAAUAGCAGAACUGCAGGAAAAGUUGGAACAGAGUCAACGUGCACUUAGGAGCAUGCAGUCACAUAGCCGAACGGCAGUUGGCAGAUUGCGGGGCGACCAGUUUCACAUGUACGAGAAACGCCCAACAAUUUCCAGCAAUGAUUCUGCCCAAGCUAAUUCUGCUACAGGGUCUGACAAACACACAACUGACAUAAACACAAACGCGGAAAUCGAAAGACUGACUUUAAAAUUGAGCGAAACUAAAAAUACAAAUGCUCAGUUGACCAAAAAGUUGGAGUCUGAAAAAGAAAAAAAUUCAGCGCAUGAACGACACGUGAAACGACUAAAGGGGGAACUGGAAGCAACAUGGAAGUCCUUGAAACAUUUGAAGGAAGAGUCUAGUUCAAGUGAGCAAAACCUGAAGCAUCUGCAAAGUGAGGCGAAUCGUAGAGUGCUGGCUGGCCAGAGAUCUGGUCUGGCUGAUUUCGGACCACAUCAUAACAGUUCAGCUGACCAGUGUUUGACUGGGAUUAGUAAAAACAACUCCACUUGCAACGACAUAGCUCACAAGCAACUGGCUGCUAAUUUAGUGGCGUCGGAACAGUCCUUGUACAUUUUGCAGCACAGUUACCAAGAGGAGCUGAAAGUGUCCAAGUCUAAAAUCAAGAAGCUGGAGGAAGACUCAACUGUGUUGGGGCAAGUCUACGAGAAGGUCAAAGGUGACUAUCACAAGUUGGAAAGUGAGAGGACGAGCAGAGGAACAAAGGGGCCAACACACGAGGGCGAGGCUGCCUCUGACUCGCAACAGCUGAACGAGGCGAUGGAAACAAUCGAGUCUAUGGAAAGAAAGGCUGCGAUUGAAAAGCUUCGGAUGAAGAAACAAAUCAAGCAGAUGAAUGACAGCCAAGCUAAACUCAUCCGCGAAAACGCAAAGUUGGCCAGGAACUUGGAAAAAGUGGACAGCGAACUACAGGAGAAAACAGAGCAAAUUGAGAAAUUGCAGUUUGAAAGGGAAAGAGUUGGACGACAAAAGAAAGACCUGGAGCACUUUAUGGAGAAAAGAUUGAAAGACAGCCGAGAGUCGAGUUUCUGCGGCAAACGAGCUAACUUGAGCGAUAAAGCAGUUUUGGUAGCUUUGCCUACUUCUUACGAACAAAGUCUGGAGCACCAAAUUGUGGAUUUGAAGAACAACUUAGAGAGCGAGACAGAGUUUUUCAAGCGGAUCGGCCAAGUGUUCCCCAAUUUGGGGCUAUUCGGAAAUGUGGAGAUCAAGAAAGUGUUCCGGGAAAAAUUGAAAGAGCUGCGGUGCUUGAGAGAACGGGCUAAGGUGCUGGAGAGACAGAUAGUGAAGUGGGACAACCCACGUGACACUCCCCAGGCAAGUGUGAAUGAGUUCGUGGUGACGUCAUACCAGCUUGCAGCUGUGGAGUACACGUGUGGACUGCUCAGGCGCCAGCUGGACCACACAGACCAUGAUGGGCAGUGGCCGCCACUGGGCCACCACCAGGUUCAAUUCAGUCCAAGUGUACGUGCUAUUCACUCAUCCAGUGUACAAUUCGGCCACCCUGACCCUUCAAAUGCAGAAGCAGACUCCUCCUCCUCCUUUUCCUUGUUGGGAAGACAGAAGAUGCAGCUGCCACUGGUGAGGUGGAGUUCAUCAGAACUGAACAAACAACUCAUGCAAAUUGAAGGCGAAUUAGAAGGCGACAUGAGAAAACUUCCGGUUGCCACCCAAAUCAUUAUGGAAAAAUGUCAAUCGGCAAUCAAUCACCUCUCAACCUAUCAAUCUACACCAUCUCAAGGUCAACUGGGCUGCAAAGAAUACUGCAUUGAGUUCAUUCACGAGCUGCUUCGUGAUCUGAGAAGUGAACAGAAGUUGUUCUCCGAGACAGUUAAUCAGUGUGCCGACUCCGCCCAUUUUGCAGAGUCGCUAACUGCAGACAUUCUUCACAUAGUCUCCUCCAGUAAAAAAUCGUUCUGUCAGCUGGCUCAACUGGUGGAUGAACAGGUGCAGAACAAGCAGCAUCAACUGCCCAUAAAUGACCUCGUCACAACAUCCAUUUCCAACUUGGAGGUUUCCCUGGACGCCAUUUUGGACGACAACACAUCCAGCAGUGCGGCCAUUCCUCAACUGAGAAACUCAAUCGCCAACAUACACGCUCUGCUCCAGUCCAUCUUCACCACCGUCCAAUCCAAUCACUCCACUGCCGACACCCCCGCCACUAACAAUUUCACCAAAUACACAACUGCCAAUUCAGAACACAGCGUGAGUGCCAAAAAGAACGGCACCGCCCAGUCUCGAACCAACGCCGAAGGGACGAACACCAUGAGUAAUUUAUCAUCGCCUGCAAUUGACGAGUUGACUGAAAAUGCGAAUCAGAAUACAACCUCGGUUAUUCGUGACUUAUGUGAAAAGUUAAUGAAAACAGUUACACCAGCAGAGCUACUGGAAAGAAUUGGACAGCUGCAAUCUGCGUCACUGCAAACUGUCUGCUGCUUAUCUGGUGGUGGGUCGGACGAGGUGUUGUCAGCCAGUCAUUGGCUAGCUUCCAUGGCUGUUAUCUCGGCCAAUGGGAGCAGCCAGCAAAAUAGUAAGAGUGCAGUGGUCCAAUCAGAGUGUGUGAACUGGGCCCAAGUGCAUGCCACCACAGCCGACAUAGAGAGCGAGUUGGACAAACGCAUUGAAACUCAUCUCGAAAGGAUAGAACAGUUCUGCACACUCAUAUCAGACAACACAUCAGCUUGUGAUAUUACUGCAUUCUGCGCCGAAGUGUUCGAAGUGGCGGAACGACUGAACAGCAUUGUGGAGUCAAACCGCCUGAAACACUCUCAGUGCAUGGCUCUUCUUCUCCACAGACUCUCCUCUCUGAAGGGCCACGAGAAGUCAGUCUGCCAAGUCUCACAGCUGCUCAGCGGUUCAACCGAUCUACGCAACGCCGGCAGCCAUCAAAAGUGGCUUAACGUUGAAAUCGACAACUCAGUGCUUCGCAUAGAAAACUAUGAAAUGCGUCUUUUGUUGCACACCUCUUCUUCAUUCAUUUCCAGACAGCCAAACUUUUCCAAACAUGACAAGAACGAUGCCAAACUGAAGCAAAAGCUGAGAAAAUGGUGUGAUGAAAACCCACUCGAUGGCCAAACUCUUGAAUCAUGUCGCGCUUUUAUCAGCCCUGAAAUUGAAGUCUCCUCGGGAUUGAAGCAAAAUGAUAGUUUGUUGUUUAAUUUCAGCUCAAAGUUGUCAGAAAACGGGCUAACUAACUUGAACCCUUCUGAAAACUUAGCAGGUUAUGAUGAAGCCGCGUCACUGAUACAUUACAUAAUCCUCAAAGCCUUCAUUUGUUCAUCGUUGGCCAAUCAGAGCUUAGCAAGUGGGAAUGAACCAAACUGGAGCAGUGCAGAUGGGAGUUUGUUUGAAGUGACGCUUCUACCAACUCCUCUGUCUAGCUUGGAGUACACUUCUUUCUCAAGUCUCAUACUGACAGCUUCCAUCUAUCUCAACCAGCUUCAAAGCCUAAUCAGUCGGCUGGGGAAAAACUUCCCGAAGGAGCUGAAGCUUCUAAGAACUCACAUCAAAGAAUCAGCAGGUCAAAACAUAGACAAGAUUUCAAAACAGCAGGAGAACGCCGAGAAGUUUCUGAAUGUUUUGUCAAACUCGGAAGUUGCGAGCACACUUCAGAAGAUAGCGGACGGGUACACAAAACAGUUCAAAAGACAACGGGACAAAUACACAAAGGCUCUCAUUAAACUACAGAGGAUGAGAGGGGAGGAGGAAGAGGGCGCGAAAGAGGGUUGUUCACGCUGUCUCAAAUGUCGCCCAUCGGUUGUCGACCACCCGAAGACACAUCCGAAACAUGCAGAGUCACAG